Messenger RNA from Uloborus diversus, 3185 nucleotides. RefSeq names its product golgin subfamily B member 1-like. NCBI's taxonomy places the organism in Eukaryota, Metazoa, Arthropoda, Arachnida, Araneae, Uloboridae. The record is from RefSeq and is a predicted model, not a curated record. The transcript is spliced from 14 exons. Bases 1 to 2928 code for a protein of 975 amino acids.
AUGGCAGAGCUGCUCACUUGGACAGAAAUUGAGACUUCCAACUCCUUUACCCCAAAAUUGGUACAACUCCGACUCCAUAGCCCUGGAUUUCAUCCAGAAAGUAAGAAGAGACUGCCUCAGUGGAGCAACUGUCCACCUGCUUUAAGGUAUGGGAAAGUGGAUAAAUCUGUUGCAGGCAAAACUUUCGAUGCUGGGCGGUUUGAAAAUAGAAGAGGUACUCAGUUAGCACCAGUGCGGUUGAGUAACCUAAAGACGCCUGCACCUCAGAAAACUGGCUCUGGGACGUCUUUUAUGCCCAAAGGUACUUCAAUCUACAAAAACAUUCGCCGUGUAAAAGAAGAACCAGAAUAUGAAGAAGGAAAUUUCAGUGAUGAAAGAAAGAGAAGUGUUUCAUCAUAUGAUGACUUAAAUGAAAGUUUAAAUUCUGAAGAUGGCUCAAAAUAUUCAUAUGAGGAGACAGAUGAUGAGGAAAAAGACUCUCAUAAAUUGGAUCACUAUGAUUACAUGAAUGCUUCCCCCUUGUCUCCUAUGCACUCUGCUGAUGAAUCACCUGAUGCUUUGGAAAUUAAUUCUCUUAUUCAGAUGAAUGCUAAACUUUCUCCUAAUCUUGAUGUUCCUAAAACGUUUCUGCCGCAGCAAACUUCUAACAACUCUCCAUCUUUAAGUUUAAGAAAAGUGGUCCAACCAGCUGCACUAAAACCUUUAUUGCAAGUUAAGAAGAAACCUAAAACUUCCAAAGGAAUGGUAAGGAAUGUACUUGGAAAGACUUCUGAUAAUUUUAAUCAAAAUGAGAGGUACACAGAAAGUAAAAUGGCGACUUCGAAUGAAGAGCAGAAAAAGGCUUCAGGUAUGAACCAUAAAGAGUGGAAAUCUAUGCAGGAUGAAUUAGAAAAAGCAGAACAAGAAAAAUAUCAAAAAUUAAUUGAAGCAAGUUCAAAAAAAUUAGAAGAGGAGGAACUUCGUCUAAGAAAAGAAAAUGAUGCUGCUUUAGAAAGUCUAAAAAGUGAACUAAGAAAGAGGAUUGAAGAAGAACAGUGUAGUGGUGAAAAAGAACUGGAAGCUAUCAAAAUAAAAUAUCAAGGAGAAAAAGCUGAAGAGGAAAAAAAAAUCAAGGCGGAAUUAGAAAAUUUAUCAAAAUCUUUAAAGCUUGAACUGGAUGCGUUAAAUGAAGCAAAUAUUAAGACAAAAGAAGCGACAAAGAAACAACUGGAGGAAGGGAUGCAUAAGGAAAUUGAAGAUUUGGAGAAAGAUCAUUGUGCUAAGAUCAAAUAUGUUAAGGAAACUCAAGACGCUGAACUUUCUUCUAUAGAGAAAACACAUAAAGAACACAUGGAUCAAAUUAGAGAGACUUAUGCAAAUAAAGAAAAUGAAGCAAGGAAAAAAGUGGAGAUCAUGGAUGCUGCUGAAAAUGUUGAUGCACAAGCCGAGUUGGAUAGAUUGAAAGACCUUAUUAAAGAUAAAGAGAAUGAGCAUCAGGCAUUGCUCAAAGAGUUGGAGAGUGUGCGAAAUAAUAUAAGUAGUGAAAAAGAUAGUUUGAAGAAUGUUCAGGAUCAGAUUGCCAAUGCCCAAAACAGCUACAGUGAAAUUCAAGAUGACAUUGAUAAAACAGAAACGGAUUUAGAUCUUUUGAGAACAGAAAAAUCUGCUUUGAUAUCAGAACUAAGUGUACUAAAAGAUAAUAUUAAUAAUGAGAAAAAUAAGUUAUUAGAUCUAAAGAAUGCAGAAAUGUCAGAGAAAGGUGAAGAGGCUAGUAUUGAUCACUGUGAUAAAGGAACAAAUACCAUUUCAGUCAGUUUUAAUACAUUAUCUAGUCAAACAUUUGUGGAUGUAAGGGAUUCUUCUUGUCAAGUUCAAAAGGCAGCUGAUGAUGUGGCAUGUCAGACGAUAGAAUUAAUGCAAACUAUGCUCAACAAAACUUGUCAAGUAGAACUAGUGCCUUCCAAAUCUAUAAAUCCACAAGAAAAUGCUUUAGGUGCUGUUAAUUUAAGUUAUUCUGACACUUUUGUCAAUAAAGGGUUUGAAAACAUAUUAAAUGAUUUUGGAGCUAGGAUGGAUACAAGGAUGAAAACUAUUGAAGAACAGAUCAAAAAUCUACAAGAAAAUUUUGUUUCUGCUAGAAUCAAGCCUUCAGAUGCAAAUUAUGUUACUCAAGCAGACUCAUCGCCUACAGAAGUGAAAGCAUUUUCCAUUACACAUGAUGCAAAUCUGCCAACAAAUGCUGCUCACUUUAAUGCCACCAAUCAAAACACUUCAUUUUCUAGUCAUAUUAAGUGCAAAUGUGAAACUGGUAAUUUUUCAUCUUGUGAUGUAUUUCAAGAUGUUAAGAAGUCAUUUUAUCAUUUGAGUGAUAUUUUAAAUCAAAGUUUUGUACCUUCAAUCACCUCAAAUCAAAUGAUGUAUGGUGUUGACCGUCCUAUUUCCAGUCAUUCUAGUCCAUUUGAAAACUUUUACAUUCAAUUUAGACAACUCCAAGAAAAGAAUCGAAUUACUGAGCUUAAACACAGGUGUGAAAAUGAAGCUGCUAAGCUGGUCAAACAUUCUUCACAAAAUAUUGCAGGAAGUCAACAACUAGCAGAUUUAGCUGGGAAAGAAUUUAGUUCACCAUAUCAGUCUCCACAGCCACAUUUAUCACAUGAUUUUAUGGAGGAUCCAAUGGUUAGAGCUCGAAGCAUUGUUUUAAGAGAGCAAGCUAGAACAUGGAAGCAACAGCAAAAACUUAUCAAUUCAUCUUUUGCAAUUUUACCCUCAGAACAAGGAAAGCAGUCUGAUAAAUUUCUCAAUAAUAUACACUUGUCUAAUUCCCAUCAGAUAAAACCAUUCCAGAGUUCAUUCUUGAAUUUUGAGCUUGAUCCUGAAACUGACUACAACAGAUGGAUGACAAGAUUGAAUGCUUUACAACAAAAAAUACGCAGUCACAAAAUGUUAUAACCUUUUGUUUGUUUUAUUUAUUUGAUUGCAAUUUGUUGCCGAGUUGUUUAAGAAAUAUUUAUUAAUAAUUGAUUUAAUGAUAUGAAAUCAACUUAUGAAUGUAUGGAUCUUCAGAUAAGAUUUUAUUAAUGUUUAUAGACACUCAUUUAUGUUUAAAAGCAAACAUUAUUCAGUAUUAUUUACAUAUUUAUAAGAUGACUGUUUUAAUAUUACAAACUAAAUGUUCUAAUAAAUGAUAAUCAUAGUCUUAAAUUCAA